AUGGCACGAUCAGUUUUGGUCUUAGCGCCGUCCUCUGCGCUUACUGAAGAGCCAGACACUCUUCGUCUCCCACCUGGACCAAUUCCUAAUCCUCCUCCUCCCUCUCAGCCUCCGCCGCCAUAUGCACAGCCAUUCCUCCUCCCUUUGCCAUCAUCUUCCCCCUCUGUUGCUGGACAGUCCCAACCCUCCACUCUGGUCCCGCCCAUUUUGCCACCCUCUGUUUCCGCUAUCUCCUCUCCUGUGUCAGUGCAUACUUGUCCCCACCUCCUGGCUUUUAGGGAACUUGCAGAGGCUGAGGGUGUGUCCAUGUUCCGUUUUUCCUCCAAGAACUGUCCCAAAUUGAAAAUUGUCUUGGGAAACAUUGCGGUUCCAGCGGUAUUCAGUGAGCUCUCCCUGACCCUUGAAAAUCUGGGAACAAGGUGUAAAUCUAGCGCCGGGCUGCACCCAUAUCCGCAGCAGCUCUCCAAGGUGAACAGCCUCUGGCAUGUUGGAAGAAUGCAGGCCGCCUACCGUAUUGCCCUGCAGGCCUUCAGCGCUGACACCCGCCUGCCGGAGCUCCAGGCUGAGGCCCAGCAGCAGUGUGGGUGGGAUGUGGCCGACCUGGGGGGCUUCCGGCCCCUGUGCUCCAAUCGGGUUGGGCUCCUACUGCCCUCAGCGCCCCCCUCAGGGACCAGGAGCCUCCAGAGACCCAUUAGGGACUCCUGGAACUGGAGCCUGGCUAGACCCCUGAGGUCCACAGGCAGCCCGGCCUCCCUGGCCAGCAACUUGAAAAUCAGCCAGUCACCCACCAUGGCCCUCCUCACCCAGCCCACCAGGACCCCAGGGCCCAGCAAGCUCUGCCACCAGCCCGCAGCCAGCCUGCGGGGUGAGUCUGUUCCCAUGGGCCACCAGGAGCCGCAGCAGGUCAGCUGGCCGCCCUCUGUGCAGACUGACCCUCCCCAGGAGCUGCCGGACUGUCCAGCCCCCCAUGUGCCUGUGGUGGACCCUGGUCCAGGUCUCCCCCACCAUUCAGCACCUCCAGAACCCAGAGCUCACUGUCUGGUGGAGUGCUCCGAGGUUGAAGCACACCCCUCUCCUCCCACACCUGCCCAGUCUCUCUCCCCACCCACCCCGGAGCCCCCCAGGGAUCCCAGCCAGGAUAGAACACUGCUCUCAGGUCCAGGAGGUGACAUGGCCUCUCAGAAAACCAGGCUGAAAUCCCCUCCUCCCCAGGCCCCCCAAAUGCCCUCUCCAUCUUCUUCGUCUUCCCUCCCAAGCGCGACUCCUGAGUCGUCAUCUUCCAGCCUGCUGCUUGUCCGCCAGAAGCUGGAGGCCCUGGGCGUGCCCGACCUGGCCACCUUCUGCGAGGACUUCCAGGUGCCAGGGUGCAGCGAGCUGAGCUGCCUGCAGGAUGCCAUCGACCGCUGCACCUUCACCGUUCUGCUGCUCACACAGAACUUUGACUGCCGCCUGAGCCUGCACCAGGUCACCCAGGCCCUGAUGAGCAGCUUCGGUGAGCAAGGCUGGCAGGAAUCCGUGGUGCCCUUCCAGCCCCUGGACACACUCUGGCUCACCUCCGACGUGUCCCUCCUGCUCCCCGGCCUCCUGCCCCUGGAUGAGCACUCGGGAUGCUUUCUUAAUUCCCGGCAGCUACAUGAAUCAGGAGAAGCAUCCAGCUUUUACAUCUGA
Echinops telfairi (small Madagascar hedgehog) is the source of this 1668-nucleotide messenger RNA. RefSeq names its product TIR domain-containing adapter molecule 1-like. Lineage: Eukaryota; Metazoa; Chordata; Mammalia; Afrosoricida; Tenrecidae. Gene Ontology annotation, biological process: response to exogenous dsRNA; TRIF-dependent toll-like receptor signaling pathway; positive regulation of natural killer cell activation. Gene Ontology annotation, molecular function: protein kinase binding. The record is from RefSeq and is a predicted model, not a curated record.